AUGAACAACAAUAAUGAUUUUAUUCAACUUCUGACAGAGUCCAACUACAAGAAAUUGAAACAAGAUAUAGAAUUUAGUUUGGGGAUAAUGGACUUGGACAUAUGCUUGCUAGAAGAUGAACCUGCUUCUCCUACUGAUUCAAGCACUACUUCCCAACGUAGUCUCCAUGCCCAAUGGGAAAAGUCGAAUCGUCUUAGUCUUAUUGCCAUGAAAAGAAAUAUUCCUGAACAUCUACUGAGUGGCCUGCCAGACACUAAAAAGGCCAAAGAAUUUUUCAUUGCUAUGGGGAAAAUGUAUGACACUGAUGAGAAUGCAAAAAUCAACUCUCUUUUGGAUGAAAUACUUAGCAUCAAAUAUGAUGAAUCUAAGGGAGUGAGAGACUUUAUUAUGAAAUUCGUGCAUUUUGCAAUCCAUGAUCAAAAAUUGCUAAAUUGA
Humulus lupulus (European hop) is the source of this 435-nucleotide messenger RNA. RefSeq lists its product as uncharacterized. The transcript has a single exon. The record is from RefSeq and is a predicted model, not a curated record. Lineage: Eukaryota; Viridiplantae; Streptophyta; Magnoliopsida; Rosales; Cannabaceae. Bases 1 to 435 code for a protein of 144 amino acids.